ACAUCUUUCUCACUCUCGCUCCAUAUCUACUUCUUCGUUACCUCUCCAAACCAAAUCAAGAAAUUCAAGAGAAAAAUGAAAGUGCAAUCCCUCCUUUCGCUUCUGCUUCUGUGCCUCCUCUACUUUCAUCCAACCCUUUCUGGCGGAUACAUUCUCCCAGAAUACAGGGCCCUUCUCUCCGUCAAGUCCUCCAUCACUCAUGACCCAUUUUCAGCUCUUUCUACGUGGAACGCCUCCACUAGCCACUGCAACUGGAAGGGUAUCACGUGCCACCCUUCUAGUCGUCGCGUGAUCGCCCUCGAUCUCUCAAACCUUCUACUCUCUGGUACUCUCUCCUCGGACCUGUCUAAUCUCCGUUUCCUCUCCGAACUCUCCGUCGCUGGCAAUGAUCUCUCCGGGGCCAUCCCCGCCGAGCUCUCUUCCCUCUCUGCCCUCCGCGUCCUUGAUCUCUCAUAUAAUCGCUUCAACGGCACCUUCCCCUCCCAGCUCUCCCUCCUCAAGAACCUUCAGGUUUUGGAUCUCUCUGGCAACUACAUGAUCGGUGACUUGCCCCUGGCCGUCACCCAAAUGCCCAACUUGCGCCAUUUGAAUCUAGGUGAAAACUCUUUCUCAGGUCGGAUAACGUCCCAGUUCGGGCAAUGGAAAUUCUUGGAAUAUUUGGAUGUAUCCUAUAACGACCUCGAGGGUCCUAUACCGCAGGAGAUAGGAAACUUGACCAACCUCAGGGAGCUCUACAUUGGAGGAUACACCAGUAUGUACUGUGGCAUACCCUCGGAGAUCGGGAACCUAUCGGAACUAGUUUCUUUCAGAGCCAAUAGCUGUAACUUAUCCGGCGAGAUUCCAGCGUGGUUUGCCGAGCUGAAGAACUUGAGGCUGCUGCAAUUGUCUGAUAACAAACUCCACGGCGCUAUUCCUGAGUUUAUUGCCGACAUGCCAGAGCUGGAGAAGCUGUAUUUGUGGGAGAACAACUUUAGCGGGAUCAUUCCUCAGAGGCUGGGAAGGAAUGGGAAGCUUCAGGUUCUGAUUCUUUCAUCGAAUAAUUUGACUGGGACUCUACCUCCUGAUAUGUGUUUUGGGAAUCAGCUUGAGAUUCUGUCUACUAGGGAAAAUUUAUUGGUCGGUCCAAUCCCGGACGCACUCGGGAGGUGCGAGUCGCUAUCUCGAAUCGUAAUGGAGCACAACUUUCUCAACGGUUCAAUACCAAGAGACCUUUUCGGUUUGCCCAAUCUCACCUACGUGAUGCUGCAGAAUAACCGUCUGACCGGGAAGUUUCCCAUUUUCUCGAGAAACGAUUCUAAAUUGGGGAUACUAGAUAUUUCUGACAACAAGGUUCAUGGGGAGGUACCUAGUUGGAUCUGGAGACUUCCCUAUCUUGUGAUUUUGAAUCUUUCUCAUAAUUGUCUAGAGACUCUAGAUGAGAAUUUAAACUCUCCCAACACUUCCCAAUCCUCGUUGAAAAUGAUAGACCUUCAAUCCAACCAGCUCCAAGGGCAACUUUCAACUCUCCCACUGCAUUUUCUGUACACCAGUCAAAUGGCUUUGUUGGAGCUCACUUUUUUCUCUGUUUCGAGGAAUAAAUUCGACGGGGCUAUUCCUACAUCACUGUGCAAUGCUACAACUCUAAAUGUUUUAGACUUGUCCCAUAAUCACUUAACUGGCAUGAUUCCCCAGUGCUUAAUUGAAAUGAGUGGAGUUUUAAGCGUGAUGGGAAACAAUCUUACUGGCGUAAUUCCUGACUCCUUUCCAUUCAAUUGUAAUUUAGAAAUUUUGGUUCUGAAUGGAAAUCAACUAGAAGGAGAGCUACCAAAAUCCCUGGACAGGUGCAAUGCAACCUUGGGGGUUUUGGACAUUGGGAACAACCUCAUUCAGGAUACCUUCCCAUGUUAUUUGAAGAAUAUAGACACGUUGAGGGUCCUUAUUUUGCGAUCUAACCAAUUUCAUGGGUCUAUUAAUUGUCUAGACGCUAAUACCACCUGGUCCAAACUUCAAAUCUUAGACCUGGCCUCGAACCAUUUUGUUGGAAAGUUUCCAAUAUGUUAUUUUUCUAGCUGGAAGGCAAUGAUGGGAACCGAAAAGGAAAUGGAAAGUAAGGGUGGAUCUGAUCAUAUUGUAGCUGAUUCUUUUUCCCAAGAUUCUUUUUCGCUUGCCUAUCAAAUUAGGGUAAAUCUUACAUUAAAAGGUCAAGAUUUGGAGUUUGAGAAGAUCCUAACUAUCAUAACCUCACUUGAUUUGUCGUGCAAUAGUUUUGACGGAGAUAUACCUAAAGAAAUAGGAGAAUUCAAAGUCCUAUAUGCCCUCAACUUAUCUCACAACGCUUUUACGGGUCAAAUUCCACAAGCUUUAGUAAACUUGAGAGCUCUUGAGUCACUAGACUUGUCGAGCAACAAGCUCAUCGGAGAGAUUCCUCUCCAACUUGCAGAUUGUCUUACUUUCCUGUCAACUCUUAACCUUUCCUUCAAUCAAUUGGUGGGAAAGAUUCCACAAAUAAGGCAAUUUGCUACAUUUUCGGAAAGUUCAUUUGAAGGAAACAUAGGAUUAUGUGACUUUCCUAUGAAAGAAAAAUGCAUACAUGAAGAAUUGGGACCUUCUGCUCCUCCAUAUUCUGUGAAUUCAAUUGAUUGGGACUUCCUAAGUGUUGAAUUGGGAUUUGUUUUUGGCCUUGGAAUUUUUAUUGGACCUCUUAUAUUUUGGACGAGGUGGAGGAAACGCUACUACAAACAUGUCGACGACAUUGUUUUUAAAAUGUUUCCUCGGACAUACAUAAGAAUAGAAAAUUAUCGAAGCGGAGUACACAAGAAUGAAGGACGGCAAGCACGUAAGAAUCAAGGUGGGAGGUAAUGCUCAAUGCUGUCAGGCUGCACAAAAUAUGAAAUAUCAGGAAGUAAUAUGGCCUCGAUCCCCCCACCAUGUAGCAGAAAGCGUUAUGGGGAUGAAGCACAGGGCUUUGUACCCAUAAUUACAUUUGUAUAAGUUUUUAAUAGUUUUGGCGUUACUUUAUGUAAGAAUUUAGUCUAAAUUAGCAAAAUAUAUGAAGCAACUUCUUCUGGUUUGCAUAUUGGCCUA
Molecule: messenger RNA, 3063 nt
Organism: Carya illinoinensis
Lineage: Eukaryota; Viridiplantae; Streptophyta; Magnoliopsida; Fagales; Juglandaceae
Product: leucine-rich repeat receptor-like serine/threonine-protein kinase BAM1
Exons: 2
Coding region: 76-2838 (920 amino acids)
Molecular function (GO): protein binding
Source: RefSeq, a predicted model, not a curated record